Tupaia belangeri chinensis (Chinese tree shrew) is the source of this 1822-nucleotide messenger RNA. Its product is annotated as serotriflin. The transcript has 9 exons. The coding region runs from base 794 to 1516 and encodes 240 amino acids. Lineage: Eukaryota; Metazoa; Chordata; Mammalia; Scandentia; Tupaiidae. The record is from RefSeq and is a predicted model, not a curated record. Gene Ontology annotation, cellular component: extracellular region.
UAAACAUCUUUUUUUCAAUCUCUUGCUCUUUGAAGUAGAAAGAAGAGUUUCUUCUUCAACCCUACUAGGUCCUGAUUUCAAGGACUUUCUCUAUUCCCUUCUAUUUCUGUUGACACCACUUUCUUUAGUACCUUGCAAAACACAGCUUCUAUAACCAAUUAAUGCAUUCUUUACCAAAACAUAUAAAUGCUUUAUGCAAUUUAUCUUGCCUCCAAAUUCUCCAGCUGAUAAAUUUGACAAAUAUCUUACACAUUACAGUAUAGAUUACCAAAUUGCCAGCAUCCAAUAAGUUUUCCCUCUACUCUACAGAAAACCACUAACUCCAUAUCACAUGUUAUAGAUGGCUUUGACUGCAGCACCCCACAUAAGGUAUCAAUGCUGGUCAGGCUGAGCCUAGUCAUGCUUCUGGUAACAUUCAUGCUUCAAUAGUGUAACAUCUGAGACUCACUUCUUGCUCAUGUAACUUGGCCUGAGUUGACGAGGGCUCUAAUGAACAUUGUCCUUGCUUACAGACACAGGGUCGCAGAGUCUUCACAUCUGGAACAUCUUAAGUGAUAUGGUAGUGAUGGAGAGAACCAGGCAACUCUCACGCUUGCUCUUGGGACUCCCACUCAGAUGUCAUUGGGAUUUUCACAACACAUUACUACAACCUUGCACAAUCACAGUAACCAAACAGGAAAAGGAAGUGAUUUCUGUUUCAUUUAUAUAAAUACUGCUUUGUGAAAGACCAAACUACAUUCAUCUUCCUUUGGGCAAAGGGACAUCUUAUCCUCAUCUGCCUAUUUCAGAGACAAUGAUGUUGGUGAGCAUAUGCUUGAUGGUACUACUGCAGCAAACUGCAAGCACGGGAGAUGUCUCAUAUUUUUCUCUAAUGACCCAUGACCGAUCAGUCCAAAUGGACAUUACUAAUAAGCACAAUCAGCUUAGAAGAUUAACACAGCCCAGUGCUUCCAACAUGCUUAAACUGACAUGGAAUGACCAAGUCGCACAGAAUGCUGAGAAGUGGGCAAAGAAGUGUACCAUGUCUCACAGUCCUCCACAUGAACGACAAAUCAGGUUUGCUGACUGUGGGGAGAAUUUAUUUAUGUCCAGUAAUCCCAGAAACUGGUCAUAUGCAAUCCAAUCUUUAUAUAAUGAAGUUACAGACUUUAGGUAUGGAUCUGGAGAUACUCGACCAAAUGUUAAAACUGGCCAUUACACCCAGCUUGUUUGGGCCACUUCCCACCAGCUUGGCUGUGCAUUAGCCCAUUGUCCUAAUAAGCGCUUGAAGUUUUACUACGUCUGUCAGUAUUGCCCUGCGGGAAACAACAUAAAAACCAGGAAUACUCCAUAUAAAAAAGGAAAACCAUGUGCAGACUGCCCUGGUCAUUGUGAUAAUGGGCUUUGCACCAACCCCUGCAUGUAUCAGGAUAGGUUCUCGAACUGUCAGCAGCUGACGCAAAACUAUAAGUGUGGCUCAAGGUUCAUGGAAGACAACUGCCCGGCGACCUGCAAAUGCCUUACAGAAAUAAAAUAGACCAUCCUUUAAUAGUGAUUUUUCUUCUCAUGAGGAAAAUGACUACACUAAAAUAAAUCAUUACAAAAUUUCAUUCUGUUCUUUUAAAUGAUCACAGAAGUUUUGAAUACAUCUUAAAAACACUAAUUAAAUGUGAUAAUAUCUAAGUUAGAAAACUAGAUCAUGAAAACAGUAAAUCCAAUAUUCAUACCUGAUAGGCAAAAAUGUAAUGAUGAAUAUGAUAAUCUUUGUUAACAUAAUUAGUAACAUAUGUUUAAAGCUUUUGUGUAAUUUUUAUGAAUAAAUGUAUUUAAAAUUUUUAAAACA